Messenger RNA from Trachymyrmex septentrionalis, 6130 nucleotides. RefSeq lists its product as uncharacterized. The coding region runs from base 1749 to 3605 and encodes 618 amino acids. Lineage: Eukaryota; Metazoa; Arthropoda; Insecta; Hymenoptera; Formicidae. The transcript has 3 exons. The record is from RefSeq and is a predicted model, not a curated record.
CGCGCCAAGCUGUCGCGACGUUGGCGUUUUGUCGUACGUUCCUCUGUUUCGUGUUGACGCGCGUGCAAAGCCGCCGGAGUAAUUGGUGAGGGAUCGAUCACACCCCUUGGAAGCACGAGGUGAUAACGCUGACAACGCUCCGCGGGGGUUCGUGGUCAUUUCCAUCGAGUACCGGAAGUGCCAGAAGUGUGCCUCGCAAAAGUUUUGCUUACCGUUGCAACGAUCGCCAGAGGGAGAGAGAGAGAGAGAAAGAUUUAAUUUCUAAUCGAAAUCACAAAUCGAUCGACAAGGUGGAAGUGACGUUCGUCGGGAGGACGAAUCGAUCGUCGACUUCAAUUUCCUCGUCGUCGAUGUUUCGGAGCAGUCAGUUUAAUUGAAAGAAAUUCGGAGUGUUGCACGAAUGAUAACUGUCUGUAACGCGAUGGGUGUACGCUAAUACUAUGAAGGCAGAUUAAAUUUCACGUGAGUGCAAAAUAGUGAUUCUUACGAUUGUCGACAUAAUUGCCGUUAUAAAAGCCAUCCAAUCGUGAUAAAUUAACAUUGCCGUUCUACAAUUUGUAUUGCGAUUGCAUUAACAUUCGCGUUCUGUAAUCUCGGAAUGCGGCCACGAUCGAUACAUUCGGUAUUGCAUUCUGGCCGAAAAUCAUCGUGUAUGCGGGAAAAACGAGACGAGGAGCGCAACGAGAGACGAGCGUCGGCCUUCCGACCCGAAAGUCGCGAUCGAGAAACUCUCACGGCCUGAUGUCGCCUUCUAUUCGACUUAUCAACACGUCGUGAUAAGAGCAUUUAUUACGCAGAUUACGUUCUUUGCGUUCAAUUGAUGUCGUCGCGUCUUCAAAAUUAAGAAGAAGACUCACAUAAGACUAAUAGACUCUCAACGCGUCUCGAAAGCCGUAACAACCAACACAAUUAAUUGUCCACACAAUUAAUGAGGAGUCGCGAUUGGUUGACGCGUUUCUUUGGGACGAAUUCUCGCGGGACGAUGGCAGAUAGGAGCAGCCGAAUCGUUGGUCCCGCCGAGCGCUCGGAAAUAAUCGCCGAUUGCCGACGAGGUUGAGGCCUUCGAAUGAGGAUUCGAUUGGCACGAGAGCUGGUAAGGGUCGUUUUGAUGAACUCGUUGGCGGACUCGUCAACGAAUGGCUCGCAAACAUUGCACGACGAGUGUAGCUCUCGGCGAUAAUAGCUCGCGAAUCGGCGCUCGCGUCCUUCUUGGCGCGCCGAGAACGCGCGGGGUCACGCUCGCGCGGCGAUCGAAUUAAAAAAAAUAUACCGGGCGACGCCAAUCGACAAGGAGGACGUAGCCGAGUGGCGUAGCGGAGCGGACGAUAACGAGGCGGCACGCAGAAGGAGCAUCGUCAGUGGAAAGGAGGUCCCGGCCGGCGCCUUCGUCGUCUUUCUUCUCUCUCUCUCUCUCUCUCUCUCUUUCCUCUCGGCGAGCUUGUCGGCCAACAAAGCAAUUAGCGACGAUUGGCAGCUGCUUCUUCAAUUCGGGAUUCCGCUGUGGGAGAGAGAGAGAAUUUUGGUUUUCUCUCGGGUCAAAAUGAGAAAAAGCUAGUGGACUAGAAAGGAGGUCUAAACGUUAGCGAAAACUACUUGCUCGCGAAGUCGAAAGGAGGAAACGUAGGAUCGAGAAGGGAUUAAUUUUUCAUCGAUCGGGAUCGACUCGUGCGCGAGUGCGAUAUCGAUAUGACCAGCGACGCGAAUUGACGCUUCGAAAGUGAAAGGAGGCGUUCGGAAGAGUAGCGGAAAUGAUGAUGCCGCCACCGCAAGUCGUGGGUGUCCUGCUGAAGAAACCGGGGCAGCAGACUCAUCCACGAUUACCCCCUCUGGAUCCACAGGAGACCAAAAUCAAAGGCGAGCUGUACGUGGAAGAUCUGGGUGAGAGAAGAACAGUUUCCAUCAGGAUGGGCUGGCUAUGGGUCGAAGGUACUCCGAUGAGGUUACCAUUGCGAGCAUUAAAUCUUCGUCAGGCACCACCGAGCCUCUGUCAACCUCACACAUUUGCUCUCGGUUUUACCUUGAGCGAUGCAGAGAGUCGUUCGCUCGCCACCUUUUGGGCUGACACGGAACCAAUCUAUUGGUCUUGGGUCAGAGCGAUUGCGGCCGAAUUGGUCCGGCAAACGCCGUUUCGCGCUCAACGAUGCUUGAACUUCCUGGAGAUAUUGACCAUUUGUCCGAGAGGUCCGGUUCCGUUGCCGGACAGUCCGACGGAGACGAGAAGGCGAUCUCGCAGUGAAUUACGUUGCUGGCCGAGCGAUUCACCGACGGAGAAGACGUUGUGCACAACGACGAUCCUCGACGAUUCCAGGAGAAGGGCGAGGAGUGAAUUACGCGGUUGGUCCAGUAGUAACUCGAGCGACGAAGACCUGUUGGGAGAAUUUCGAAGCAUACCCACUGUGAUAAGCAACAAGGACCAACCGGUCAGCAGAGCGUGGGGUUGCAGCGAAAGCAGCGAGGGUAGCGACGACAGUCUCCCUUGGGGUGGCGUAUGCCGGUCGAGCGAUACAGUGGACUCCCGCAGCGUCCCCUUACCGGAACCAGAAACGAGGGAACAGAGGAUACAGAGGUACAAAGAGGCGCGCAGACGCGAAAACGAAGCGAGAAGUCGACGAGUCCUUGAAGAGGACGCGAGGCGGAAAGCAAGAGCCGAGGAAAACAACAACAACUUGCCGAAGAUCUACGGUAGAACUAGGAGUAGGAUUUGUUCUGUCAACGAUAACGAUGAUGCUCAUCCGACCCGUUCGCCUAAAACAGAGCUUCUUACGUCGACCGACGUACGAAAGCGAAACGAGAAUUCGAUCGUCGAUCGACUACCUCCGCUCAAACCGAACGAGACCUCCACAGUGAGGUUUACUGAGGAAAAUUAUCGAAACGAGGACGACAAACGGAACAAUAACAGUUCUAGAAGUGGGAACAACAGUCCUGGAAUACUCAGGCCGGACAUCAACGAGAGGAGAAGUAGAGCCAGAGAGAGGAGAAUUAUUCGUGAUAAGGCGCAGCUAUCGCAGAUUCAGCAAUUGACGACCGGUAUCACCAUCGCCAACGUGGAAACUCUUCGGGAGCGGAAAGAGCGGCUGGCUCUCCUGUCUUCCAGAAUUCCCAUUCCCCGUCAGUUGUCGCAGCCUUGCCAAAAGUCCACGGAUUGCCCGGCAAUUGCAUCCCCGAUCAAUUCUCCGUCAGCCUUAACGGUACCACCUUGCGAAGAGGACGUUGCCAAACUUCUAGAGCGAUGUCAGAGGGUAGACAAAUACGUGCCGGUGCGGGAGAAGCUGACUUUAUUUGAAUCCCUUUCGAGAUUAGGCGGUCGCCUGGCCAGAAGCACGGAAGAUCUUGGCCGAACAUCUUGCAAGCCUAGUCCCAAGGGCAAGCAACGCGCCCGGUCUCUUCACGAUCUCAACCGAGGCGCCAGGGCUCUACCCGUGAGAGAGAUGUGUCGAUUUUUUGAAGGCGAUCUAGAGCAGGACGCUUCGAGUCAGAAAGCGAUGAAUCUUGCGAAAACGAGAUUUAGCGAUCCACCCGCGAAAAACACAUGGAAAGACCCGAGUUCGAAACACGAGGCACCAUGCAUCAGCACUUCCGUGAGAAAGAAACAUUAUCUAAAGUGAACGCAACUAGUGAAUCGUUCUUCUAGGACAUUUUAGAGCUUAAUCCUCUAAUAAGAUGGAUUUUCAGUAUAAAGGAAAAUAGAGUUGGACAUGAUGCUAUUUUGUUGAUUUUAUUAAUAUAAUAUACAAAAUGUGUAAAAGAAGUUAAAUAAUAUAAUAUAAAAUCUGUUCUUCUGUUAACAACGUAAAAUGUGCGCUGUAAAAUAGAAGUCGCAUCCAACCCCAUCUCAUUAUUAGAGAGUUAAGAAUUAAUAUAUCCUCAAAUUCACGCCUUAUUGAAAAUGAAGUAGCGAACUCAAAAGGGCGGAGUAAUUAUUCAAUUAUUUUCAUUAUUCUUAUAUCUUCCUCUCAGCAUAAAUUUUCAUAAAUCAUGCCGGUUUUUGUAGCCAGUGUAAAGUUAGAAAAUAUUUUCCAAUCGAACAAACUGCGAUACAUAAAAACCCAAAAAUCAUAACUGAUUUCCGUUUCUAUCGCGUGACUGAUAAAUCAAUGUAAAUAUUAAUUAAAAAGAUCAAAGUUUGCGAGAGUUCCUCUCAAAUAGAACACAAAAUCGUAAUAAGAUCAAAACAUCAAGGAUUUUAUUUUAAGAAAAAUCAUAAGAGAAAGAGAGAGAGAAAAAAAGAGAGCGAUGUCAAGAAUUCAUUACUAAAUCAAAAAUGUAUCGAAUGACAUUAUUAUGAUUUUUCCUAAAAUAACUUCUACAGGAUCCAACAAAAGUUAUACAAUGUUUUUUGUUAAAAAGAACACAAUUUUUGGCAGAAUCCUUUUUCAUUCGACAAAAUAUCUUCAGUAGACGGUGACAAAAUUAUUUGAACAGGAUAGCCAAAUGACCACUUCUUUUUGCACUCUGAUACUCUCGGUGAAAUUUUUUAUGUCAUCACUGGCGAUUCAAUCUCGGCGAUGGACUGGAUGUUCACAUAUUGUUUUUAUUUUUGUAUAUCUUAUACCGAUCCAGUUUCCUCGAAUUUCUUCACUAUACUGCGAUGAUGAUAUGCUCUGUUGGGCGAUUGUGCUAGCCAAAAUAAUUAAAUUACAAAGUUUUCGAAAUGUGAUUUUGAUCACAUUCCGCGAAUUUUCAUAAAAUGUUUGGAUAAUUUUUUCGCGUAGUUUGAUGUUGUAUCGCUCCAUAUCGCACAUUAAAUUGCCCACAUAUCAAGAUGACACACGUCAAAGUUAGUGACAAGUUAAUGUUGAAUUCAUGAGUGCGUUCCGAAGUUACAUUCCGACUUCGUAUAACUUCUGUCGGAUAAUCCUGUACCCGAUGUCAUCUUGAUCUUAUUACGAUUUUAUGUUCUACCUGGACCCUUACUGAUAACAGUAAUUAAUUUUAGAUAUUCGCCUAAUUCAAGUGUCCUCAAGAGGGACCCGAAUCGUGAAUCGAUAUACUUUUAUCAAUUGUUGGAUAGAAUAAAUUAUUUAUAUACACCGAUAUCCUGCGCUCUUAAAGGCAUUUACGAUUUAUUGAUUUAUUUCGUCAGAGCCUAUAAUUUCUCUUGUUUGAUAACAAUCAGUUCCUUGAUGAUCCUCAUGGUUUCGGAUACGCGAAGCUAACUCGAUUUAAUUGUUUAUCAAACACUUUAGAUUAGAAUCAAACUUUGUUGAUUGCGUCGCGGGCGACGAUUGUCGCACUUGCGCCGAGAGAAAGUCGCCGCGCGCGCAGGCUCUUUUUCACGCUCUCGAGGCCCCGAACCGUGCUUGAUUCUCUCAAAUUGCUGGUUGUCGCGAUCGGCCAUCAAAGUAAAGGAAACAGGAGAGACCGAUACUUAUACUGCGUGUCUUACGAAAGUGAAAAUAAAGAAUAUAAUUGUCAUAGAAAUUUCUUAUCUCAGAAUUAGAAAUCUAUUUUCCUUUUUGAAGAAUAUUCUGAACUAAUAAUAAUGUAACGCUGGUGCAAUAAUAAUAAUGGUUUUUCGAUGAUCUUCUGAUGGAUCAGUUUACACCAGCUCAGAACAUUCUUCAAACGAGAACAGACCUCUGAUUUAGAGGUGAGAAACUUUUAUGAUGAUCAUAAAAUUCUAUUCUUUGUCACACGCGUAUACCAAUUCAAAACAUUUUUUGAAAAAGGGCAGACCUUAGAUUUCAUCUUUAUUUGUUACACGAAUAUCACCUCGGAUCAUAGACAAUUCGUUUGCAUUCAAAAAUAUAGCAUCAGCAUAUAACUUUUUGCGUGCAGUUAUGCGUAUCAGCGAGAUCAAGCGUGGCCGAUCAUGAUAUGAGGGGAAUGACGGAAAAAGAAAGAGAGACAGAUAAAUAGAGAAAGAGAGAGAGAGAGAGAGAGAGAGAGAGAGAGAGAGAGCGGAAGGGAGAGGGGGAAUUGGAGAAACCGGUAAUUUACGUUCACCGCGAGCGAUUGCCGCAACGUCGAACACCUGUAUGUAUACAAACUAUACGUACCGCGAAUCGAUCGCCGAGCUCAUUUUUCGAUUAGCCUGAAUUCGAUCGUCGGGAUUUUAAUCGGGCAACAGCUCAUUCGUUUGAGCACCCAAAGAAAUGAAUAUAGUAAGUAUCGCGAACGUUUAUAGCGU